Messenger RNA from Girardinichthys multiradiatus, 1350 nucleotides. It is a transcript of the gene rpl7l1, whose product is annotated as ribosomal protein L7-like 1. NCBI's taxonomy places the organism in Eukaryota, Metazoa, Chordata, Actinopteri, Cyprinodontiformes, Goodeidae. Bases 16 to 861 code for a protein of 281 amino acids. The transcript has 6 exons. Gene Ontology annotation, molecular function: RNA binding; structural constituent of ribosome. Gene Ontology annotation, cellular component: cytosolic large ribosomal subunit. Gene Ontology annotation, biological process: maturation of LSU-rRNA from tricistronic rRNA transcript (SSU-rRNA, 5.8S rRNA, LSU-rRNA). The record is from RefSeq and is a predicted model, not a curated record.
UAACAGAAUACCCGGAUGAUUCUAAGAAAUUCUAAUAUUAUUCAGGUACAUUCAACCCGGUUCUGUCGGAUUAAUAUUUCAUCGAUAUGUCCGAGCUAUGCUCCUGAUGGAAAUGGGAGGGGAAAAAAAAGGUCGAAGAAAGUGAUCAAGUUAGUUCCAGAGUACCUUCUCAAGAAGAGAAAAACAUACCAGGCCAUCAAAGCCACACAAGCCAAACUUGCACUACUCGAGAAAAGGAAGGUAACGAAAGGCAAACCUUUAAAGUUCAGGCGUUUGGAGGAUUUCUUGAAAGACUGUCACAAAAAGCACAGAGAUGAGACACGCAUCAGAAGGGCAGACCACAGGCCCGCUGCCCCUCUGCCUCCAGAAAAAAACAAGCUAGCUUUUGCUAUGCGCAUCAGAGAGAUUAAAGGUGUCAGCCCCAAAGUGAUGAAGGUGAUCCAGAUGAUGAGGCUGAGGAAGAUCUUCAGUGGGACCUUUGUUAAAAUCAACAAGACCUCCAUAGCUAUGAUGAAGAUGGUGGAGCCUUAUGUGGCCUGGGGAUUUCCCAACUUAAAGUCAGUCCGCGAGCUCAUUCUGAAGAGAGGUCAGACCCGGAUCGGCCGGAGGAGAGUCCCCCUCACAGACAACGCCCUCAUUGAGCAGCACAUGGGUAAAGCUGGUAUCAUAUGUCUGGAGGACCUGAUCCAUGAAAUCUACUCUGUUGGCAAGAGCUUCCGAGCAGCCAACAACUUCCUGCUGCCUUUCAGGCUGUCAGUGCCUCGUCAUGCCGCCAGGGACAAAGCCGGGCUGAUGAAAGACCUUGGAAACCCUGGCUUCCGGGCCACAGAUGUCAACUCCAUCAUUAGACUGCUGAACUAAGAGAAAACGUCCACAAGAUGGACACCGAGCUCCAACUUUAAGGAUGCUGAAUUUGUUGCAGAGAAAUAUGAUUUCUUUUCAGCAAGGAAGCUUUCUGGGUUUGAUUAUCAUCAUUCAUUGUAUCGUCAUUCUCUGGUGACACAGCUGGCUGGGAGAUGACCUAGUGAUGUGAAAUAAGGAGCUUUGCUUUACCCAUGAUGUUUUGCACAGGUUAUGUUUGCGCCAGAGAACAAGAACUGAAUUAGAAGGACUCGAAAACAGAAACUAUUAUUCCCACAGGAACAUUCCUCAGUUUGUCAGAGGAAUUUGUCUGCAGUUGCCACAUCUACAAUGAUUCAGUCAAGUCAGGUUGUCCUUCAUGUCUCUGUACACCCAAAUAUAUUUACUGUGUUAAACUGUUUGUAUUUUCGUUGCAGAGUUUUCAGUCAGUGUAAUUUACUGUCAAUGCAGAUGGGUUUUACAAUAAAACAUCUAUUUUUUGUGACUACA